Lucilia cuprina (Australian sheep blowfly) is the source of this 889-nucleotide messenger RNA. RefSeq names its product circadian clock-controlled protein daywake (gene Jhbp6). The coding region runs from base 1 to 744 and encodes 247 amino acids. The record is from RefSeq and is a predicted model, not a curated record. The transcript has 5 exons. NCBI's taxonomy places the organism in Eukaryota, Metazoa, Arthropoda, Insecta, Diptera, Calliphoridae.
AUGUCCAACAUCAAACCUCCUAAAAUAAAAACGAAAACUAAAAAAAAUUGUACUAUAUAUACCUAUGCUUCUUACAAAUCACUCCAUUAUCACUUAUCACUUACAGGAAUUCCUGGUUUGGAUAGCAUCAAAAGUUUCGAUCCAUUCUAUUUGAAUCGCAUUAAAAUCACUCAAGGCAAUAGUCAAGCGAUCAACCUAAAAGUCGAAUUAUCAAAUGUAAAAAUUAUAGGUUUUGGUCAUACCAAUGUAUUGGAGAGUGCAGUUUCAUCCAAAGAUUUUAGUUGGAAAACUACUUUCGUUUUACCCGUAAUGAAAUUACAGGGUGAUUAUAGUCUGUUUGGCAGAAUAUUGUUGAUACCUUUGAAUGGUAGAGGGGAAGUUUUCUUAGAUGCGGAAAACAUGACUGUGGUCAUGCACACCAAGACGAGAUUGUACGAAAAGGGAGGCUUUACUUUUUACAAUGUUACCAGCACCCAUGUUGACUUUAAAUUGGAGGGUUUGAAAUCGUAUUUCUCUAAUCUUUUCAAUGGGCAGAAACAAUUGGAGGACAGCACUAAUAAAUUCUUCAAUGACAACUGGCGCAUGUUAACCGAUGCCUUAUACACUGUCAUCACUCAAACUAUACAGGAUAUUUUAUUAGAUGUUUUGAGAAAAAUUUUCCAUUUCAUACCGGCCAAUUUCUUUGUCACCGAUAUACCCACCUCUGAGCAGUUGUAUGGCAAAGCAAAACCUAAAAAAUCUUAAUUUAAUAAAAAUUUGUUAAAUAAAUGUAAAUAUUUAAGCAUUUUAUGCAAUAAAGUGUUAAAGUAAUAUUAAGUUAUCUUUAGAUUGUUGGCAGAUUGUGUAAUGUAUAAUGUAAAUAUUUUGUUAAAUAAAAUUCGUAAAAUUA